Trichogramma pretiosum is the source of this 1411-nucleotide messenger RNA. It is a transcript of the gene Phb2, whose product is annotated as prohibitin-2. Gene Ontology annotation, cellular component: mitochondrion; membrane. NCBI's taxonomy places the organism in Eukaryota, Metazoa, Arthropoda, Insecta, Hymenoptera, Trichogrammatidae. The transcript has 5 exons. The record is from RefSeq and is a predicted model, not a curated record. Gene Ontology annotation, biological process: mitochondrion organization. The coding region runs from base 290 to 1189 and encodes 299 amino acids.
UCUUGCGAGCAAAAUUGGCAAAUACCAACCGGCGCACGACGUUCCAUUCAAGUGAUGAGACCUUAAAAGUCGUCGUUCCUCGCGGCUGCGUAUUGCGAGUCUCGCGAACCUUUAACCGCACUCAUUUUCUUACACGUGAGAUAUAUUAUGCUCUGAGGCGAAUUUUUUCAUCGCACGAUAACACAGCCGAGAGUAAUUUUUUUUCUGUUACAAGUUCGAGAAGAGGAUCGUUGAACCGUCGAUCGAGCCAUUAUUAUUCGUUAAUUAAGGUCUUAAGCUUACAAACAAAAUGUCUCAGAGCAAAUUGAACGACUUCGCCAACAGUUUGGGCAAGGGAGCACCGAAAGGCCUGAAUGUCGGCAUGAAAUUGCUGGCUGUCGCUGGAGCCGCUGUCUAUGGAGUUAACCAAUCCAUGUACACCGUCGACGGUGGUCACCGUGCCAUCAUCUUCUCGCGCAUUGGCGGCGUCCAGAAGGACAUCAUGACAGAGGGCUUGCACUUCCGCCUACCCUGGUUCCAUUAUCCCAUCAUCUACGACAUUCGCAGCAGACCGAGGAAGAUCUCGUCGCCCACCGGUUCCAAAGACUUGCAAAUGGUCAACAUCUCUCUCAGGGUGCUCUCCAGGCCAGACGCCUCCACCCUGCCCGUCAUGUACCGUCAACUCGGUUUGGAUUACGACGAAAAGGUCCUUCCCAGCAUCUGUAACGAGGUACUCAAGUCCGUCGUCGCCAAGUUCAACGCGUCGCAGCUGAUCACCCAGCGUCAACAAGUCUCCAUGAUGGUGCGCAAGGAGCUCACGGAGCGCGCGCGCGACUUCAACAUCAUCCUCGACGACGUCUCCAUCACGGAGCUGAGCUUCGGCAAGGAGUACACCGCCGCCGUCGAGGCCAAGCAGGUCGCCCAGCAGGAGGCCCAGCGCGCCGCCUUCGUCGUCGAGCGCGCCAAGCAGGAGAAACAGCAGAAGAUCGUCCAAGCCGAGGGUGAAGCCGAGGCCGCAAAGAUGUUAGGUAUAGCUGUCAGCCAAAAUCCAGGUUACCUGAAGCUGAGGAAAAUCCGUGCUGCUCAAAAUAUCUCACGAACGAUCUCUCACUCUCAAAACCGAGUAUACUUGAGCGGCAACAGCUUGAUGUUGAACAUCCAAGACUCGACGUUCGACGACCUCUCCGAAAAAUUGAAAUCUAAGAAAUAAAUAUACCCUGGCUUUUUGAAUACACAUUUUACUGUAUAUAGCUGUAAUAAAAAAUUGUGGUUCUAAAGCUCCCGUUAUUACUAACCAUAUUAUAUAAAAAAAAAGUUAUAAUAUUGUUGGUCGUUUUAUUUCAUUUUGUAGAUGUGUGUAAUUCAUUCUUCAAUGGAUGUGUUCAACGGAUCAUUAAAAAAAAAACUUUUUUAUCGUUAAUCAACUCAGAAA